Messenger RNA from Scedosporium apiospermum, 3147 nucleotides. RefSeq lists its product as uncharacterized. The coding region runs from base 1 to 3147 and encodes 1048 amino acids. The transcript has 8 exons. The record is from RefSeq and is a predicted model, not a curated record. Lineage: Eukaryota; Fungi; Ascomycota; Sordariomycetes; Microascales; Microascaceae.
AUGGCAGAGACCCUUAUUGAGCGUGCUUGCCAGAGGUUCUCUAAAGAACUCUCGCCCGAGGAUGACAGAGAAAUCAAGUCGACAUCCAUUAACGAUGUGCGACAGGCGAUUUGGCUCGUGGAGCGGCAGCUUGCGGCCCGACAGUGUCUUCGAAACCUCGAUCGCUUGAAACCCUAUCUCGACGGCAUUGAAAGAUACUCGAAGGCAAUCGAAAUACUAGCUAAUGCAGUUCCUUACUUGGCGUAUACCUGGGCUCCGCUCAAAGUCAUAUUGACUGUGGCCAUCGAUUCCACACAAAUCCUCGACAAGAUCUUAUCGGCCUACGCGCAAAUCGGGGCCGCGUUACCUCGUCUAUCCAUGCUAAGAGAGGCGUUCCCAGACUCUACCGGUUUCCAGCAACUAUUCGGCUUCCUCUAUGAAGACAUCAUCGAGUUUCACAGGCGCGCGUACAAGCUUAUUCGAAAGCCAGCGUGGAAAAUAUUCUUCACGUCGGCAUGGGCUCGCUUCGAGAGUCGACUCAGUGCACUGAUUGACAAUAUCAAGGCAACGAGUCAGCUUAUUGACCAGGAAGCAAGCGCCAUCGACAUAUUACAAGCUGCAGAAUCACGGCGAAAGUCAGCGGAUGAUGCCCUCGCGAGAGAGAAACGGUGGGAAUCGGAACAGUUGCAGGCGGUGAAAAUCUGGCUUGAGGCUGGAGAGGAAGACCAAGAGUUAAAGCUUGAAUGGCUCAAGGGCCAGUCUUGUCCUGGGACGACACACUGGAUUGCGAAGAACCCCAAAUUCAGGUCCUGGAUGCAGCGAGGUCGUGGAAAUCCUGUAAUGUGGCUCUACGGGAAACCUGGUUCUGGAAAGUCGGUCAUGAGCUCCAAAGUCAUUUCCUUUAUUCAGUCCACGCCCAAGCAAUAUGCACUCUUCUUCUACUGCGACUACAAUACUCCGGCCUAUGGCAUCUCGGCGUAUAUAUGCCGCGUCUUCUGCACGCAGUUACUGAAACUCGUUCCAGAGCUCGUCCCAUUUUUCUAUGAUGAAUAUCUCAGCAAAGGCCGAUCGCCGUCGGCGGAAGUCUUGAAGCCCGCUCUCGCUACCGUUUUGAAAAGCAUCGAGUUUGUCAGGUUAAUAGUUGACGGUCUUGAUGAGCUUCCAUCAAGUGAACACAAAAAACUCAUCGCCGAGCUCAUCGACCUUGCGACCUCGGCCGGUGAUACGUGCAAGCUCUUAGUUUGUAGUCAGGACUUGCCUACUAUUAGGCCGUCUCUCUCGAAGAGAUUGGUCCUCUUCCUUGGUGACGAGCGGGACUCAAUCCGGAAAGACAUUGACAUGAUCAUCGAGAAAGGCCUUGCUGAUAUUCGUGACGGCAUGGGCGGCGAACUAUCGACGGAAUUGAUGACAUACAUGCGCAGUCGAAUCGCAAGUAAGGCUGAGGGCAUGUUUCUCUGGGUAAGGCUAGUCCUUUCACUCCUCGAGUCCUCCUCUAGUCCACAUGAACUGAGAUCAACCAUCGACUCUCUUCCUAAUGACCUUGAGAAAAUGUUCUUGCUUGACCCGUCCAGCGGUCCGUUCACGACGAAGCUGUUGGCUCAUCGGACUAUUGCCUACUCUUGCAUCUCGCACUUGAUUCAAGCGCUCGACUUCGCCACCAACAUGCCGCCCAAUGAAUUAACCGUCCGAGCUUCGUGCCUAGCUCUAGCUCACCUAGAACUAUGCCAUCCGAAGGUGCAGGAUUUCUUCAGCUCUGUCGACCACCAGACCGCGCAAGGCACGGAUGUCCGUAUUUGGAAGCUUCACUCGCUGCCUUUAGUCCAAGUCUUGGUUGUUCGCAUACUUGCUUUUAGGAAGCAACUGCGCACGCAUCAAGAUUCCAGAGAUGUUGAAAUGGCCCAACCGCUAGAUCCUACACUCUUUUACUCUGUCGAUCAGCGGUACAACGAAACAGUCAGAUCUCUUGUCGAAGCCGAUGCACACGAGGGUCUCACGGCAGAUGAGCUGCAUACCUUCCGAUCUAAUUACGGAAGUGCCGCAUUUUUAUGUCAUAUUCAGGGUUGCAGUAAAUCCCGAAUCGGAUAUCGGACAGCUGAUGAGCUCCGCGGGCAUCUACGCCGCUACCAUCAAAAGAUGCUAAAAUGCUACUGGGCCGGCUGUACCUACAACGACAUUGGUUUCGUUUCCGCCAAAACUCUUCGGGAUCACCUGAAUCAAUUUCACGGGGAAGGCGGAAACCGCCAAGUUCCCAGGUCACUCCGACGGAAAAGGGCAGGUCCGCAGACAGACAAGGAGCCUGCCGAUGCGAACUCCAAAGAGCAACAGCAACAGCAACAACAACAGAAGGAGAGCACCACGCCGGCAGCCCAAGUGGGGCGCCUCCCAACGCUUUCUCAACUGAUGGGCCCCCACUCCCCGGUUGAAGAGCAGCAGUGGCCACAACCCCAGACCAGCCCACCUCCGUCUGUGACGGCCCAGCAGUCGCAGGUGAGCGCCCGGAUGAUGACGAAUAACCGCGACAUGCCACAACAGAACGGUAUCGUCGCCCCAUCUGCGGGCAAGGAAACACCACCUUUGCGGGGCCAAGAGCAUCAGGCGGUCCAUGCUAUUACCGACAUCAGCAACAAGCUGGCACAAAGCACUCAUCACCUUCUGCGCAGUCCCCCUCAAACGCCGGCACAGGCACAUCAAUAUCUGAUGAACCAUGUGAUUGAGACCAUCCUCAACAGCGAUUUAGCACCAGGAGUGCGUCAGGGGCUGCGUAACCUCCCAUCCAGGGAGCGGCUGCGGAUCAUGAACCAGGCAGUCGACGGGUUUAAGGCGCGUCAGCGCAUUCGAAUGCCUAAGGCCAAUGCGGGCCGCCGGAUUACCCUCCUCCCCGACGACCAGCAUCUCCGACAAUCGGUCCUCACCAUCCUUGGUGACAUUAUCUAUGCUCGCAUAGAUCACGACCACGACCUUUCUUUUGCAUGGCAGUCCAGAUACACAAAAGCACAACGUGCAAGCAAUGCUCUCAGCGUAAUUGGGAGCGCCACCAUCGCUUUCGGCGGCGGCGAGCAGAUUUCGAGCAUCAUUAGAGAUGUCAUCGACGCCGAACGCUACUGGUUUGGCGUAUCACACUCGGAGGUAUCCAUCUUAACUCCAAUCUCAACUUUUACCAGAUCCUAA